AUGGGUUUAUUCUCAUCGCCUUUAGUUUUUAUUCUUAGCUUGUUCCUCGUUACUAGUUUCGCUAUUAUUGCCCAAAGCCGAAUAGCUAGGAAAGACUUGGGUUUGGAUUUCGGAGGUCGGGGUGAUGUAGGAGCUCGAGUAGGUUCAGGUCUAGGCUUAGGUGGAGGUGGUUCCGCAUCGGGCUCUGGAUCUGGUUCUGUUGGUGCAGGAGGUCGAGGUGCAGGUAAUGUAGGGGGAAAUGUAAGAGGUAAUAUAGGAGGUAAUGUUGGAGGCGCAAUAGGUACAGGCAUAGGCUUAGGUGGAGGUGGUUCUGCAUCUGGUUCUGCUGGUGCGGGUAGUCAGGGUGGGGGUAACGUAGGAGGUAAAGUCGGAGGCAAUGCAGGAGGUGGCGCAGGUACAAACAUAGGGUUAGGUGGAGGUGGUUCUGCUUCAAGCUCCGCUGGUGCAAGUGGUCAAGGUGGAGGAGAUGUCGGAGGUAAAAUCGGAGGUAAUGCAGGAUCUGGAGUAGGUACAAACAUAGGAUUAGGUGGAGGUGGUUCUGCAUCCGGCUCAGGUUCUGCAUCUGGCUCCGCUGGUGCAGGUGGUCAAGGUGGAGUAAAUAUAGGAGGUAAAGUCGGAGGUAAUGCAGGAGCCGGCGUAGGCACAAACAUAGGCUUAGGUGGAGGUGGUUCUGCAUCUGGUUCUGCUGGUGCGGGUAGUCAAGGUGGGAGUAAUGUAGGAGGUAAUGUAGGAGGUGGUGCAGGUACAAACAUAGGCUUAGGUGGAGGUGGUUCUGCAUCCGGAUCAGGUUCCGGUUCAGGCUCCGCUGGUGCAAGUGGUCAAGGUGGAGGAAACGUCGGAGGUAAAGUCGGAGGUAAUGCAGGAGCUGGAGUAGGUACAAACAUAGGCUUAGGUGGAGGUGGUUCUGCAUCCGGCUCAGGUUCUACAUCUGGCUCCGCUGGUGCAGGUGGUCUAGGUGGAGUAAAUGUAGGAGGUAAAACCGGAGGUAAUGCAGGAGCUGGGGUAGGUACAAACAUAGGCUUAGGUGGAGGUGGUUCUGCAUCUGGUUCUACUGGUGCAGGUAGUCAAGGUGGGGGUAAUGUAGGAGGUAAAGUCGGAGGUAAUGCAGGAGGUGGCGCAGGUACAAACAUAAGCUUAGGUGGAGGUGGUUCUGUUUCAGGCUCUGCUGGUGCGAGUGGUCAAGAUGGAGGAGAUGUCGGAGGUAAAGUCGGAGGUAAUGCAGGAGCUGGAGUAGGUACAAACAUAGUCUUAGGUGGAGGUGGUUCUGCAUACGGCUCAGGUUCUGCGUCUGGGUCCGUUGGUGCAGGUGGUCAAAGUGGAGGAAAUGUAGGAGGUAAAGUCGAAGGUAAUGCAGGAGCCGGCAUAGGUACAAACAUAGGAUCAGGUGGAGGUAGUUCUGCAUCUGGAUCAGGUUCUGCUUCAGGCUCCGGUGGUGCAAGUGGCCAAGGUGGAGGAAAUCUCGGAGGUAAAGUCGGAGGUAAUGCAGGAGCUGGAGUAGGUACAAAUAUAGGCUCAGGUGGAGGUGGUUCUGCAUCCGGCUCAGGUUCUGCAUCUGGUAACGCUGGUGCAGGUGGUCAAGGUAGUGGUGGUGUAGGAGGUAAAGUUGGAGGUAAUACUAGAGCUGGAGUAGGUACAAACAUAGACAUAGGUGGAGGAGGUUCUGCAUCCAGUUCAGGUUCUGCUUCUGGCUCCGCGGGUGCAGCUGGUCAAGGUGGAGGUAAUGUAGGAGGCAAUGCUGGAGCUGGAGUAGGUACAAACAUUGGCAUAGGUGUGGACGGUUCCGUAUCCGACUCAGGUUCUGCUAGUGCACGAGGUCGAGGUGGAGUUGAUGUAGGAAGUAACGUAGGAACUGGUAUAGGUGCUGGCAUAGGCAAGUGA
Messenger RNA from Papaver somniferum (opium poppy), 1878 nucleotides. RefSeq names its product glycine-rich cell wall structural protein 1-like. The coding region runs from base 1 to 1878 and encodes 625 amino acids. The transcript has a single exon. The record is from RefSeq and is a predicted model, not a curated record. NCBI's taxonomy places the organism in Eukaryota, Viridiplantae, Streptophyta, Magnoliopsida, Ranunculales, Papaveraceae.